ACUACAGGAGCAACAAUGAAGACCACGUUGAUUGUGUUCGCAGUACUGGCUUCUUCAGCGCUGGCUGAAGACAGCAAAAAAUUAACGGAGAAGAACGAGACAGCAGUGGAAGGUCGAGGCCUGUUCUUCGGCAGCAACAAUGGAUUUCCUGGCUGUCCACCAUGCCCGUGCGGGUACGGCGUCGGUGCCGGAGGCUUGGGAGGUUUUGGCGCCUCUGGCGUUGGUCUCGGUCAUGUGGCUGGACCGGCAUUAGGCCUUAGCCCAGGUGUUGGUCUAGGCUCUGGAGUUGGUGCCGGCCACGGAGUCGGAGGAGCAGGUCUGGGUUCCGGUCUCGGAAUCGGUCCCGCAACCGAAGUAUCCGGGCUCAGUCAUGGUACUGGGGCCGGCCAUGGAGCUGUUGGAGUAAAUGCCGGUUCCGGACUUGGACUUCAGCACGGAGCAGCGAGCAUUAACCCGGCCGUCGGCGCAGCAUCAGCAGACCUGGGAGGCGUUGGACUUGGUGCCAGCGGUGGUUCCAGCGCCGUCCUCACUCCCGGAGCUGGUGUCGGCUCCGAAGUCGUCGUUGGUGGAGGACCUGUUGUGGGACCCGCGGGAGGUGCUGGACUCGUUGCAACUCCUGUUGUCACUGGUUCAGGCAUCGGAGCUGGCGUUGGGGCUGGCCAUCAGUCAGCGGCUUCCGGCCACUCGGGUUUCCAGACGGGCUCCGGAUUCGCCAACAAGGCUGGUGGGCACAAGGCUGGCCAGGGAAGCUUCGCCUACAAUGUGGGAGGGUCAGACAGUAGCUCGUACGGGCACAGCAGUUCUUAUGGCGACUCCAAGAGCUUCGGCCUAAGUUCCAGCGAAGGUUCUAGACAUGCCCAAGGUCAAGGCAGCCAUGGAAGCGCCUUCAACAAGCAGGCUGCCGGCUCAGAAGCGUCUAGUCAUAGCUCCGGGGUCAAGACAAAGGUGGUCGUCUAAGAAAUGCAGGCUCAAUCUUGCAGAGCUGACUAUGCUUGCCAAAGAAACAUUGUAUGUAAAAGCCAAAUAAA
Molecule: messenger RNA, 1028 nt
Organism: Rhipicephalus sanguineus (brown dog tick)
Lineage: Eukaryota; Metazoa; Arthropoda; Arachnida; Ixodida; Ixodidae
Product: fibroin heavy chain
Exons: 2
Coding region: 16-957 (313 amino acids)
Source: RefSeq, a predicted model, not a curated record